Messenger RNA from Cotesia glomerata, 990 nucleotides. RefSeq lists its product as uncharacterized. The record is from RefSeq and is a predicted model, not a curated record. The transcript has 2 exons. NCBI's taxonomy places the organism in Eukaryota, Metazoa, Arthropoda, Insecta, Hymenoptera, Braconidae. The coding region runs from base 1 to 990 and encodes 329 amino acids.
AUGGGCUCACUGCUGCCAAUGCCAAACGAACCACAUAAAUUCUUACAAAUCUACUUUAUGGGCGACGAGGAUUCCGGAAGCGCACUUGCCAAUCGCGUGAAUGCACGUUGUGAUUAUAAUAACCUUGAUUCACUUUAUGCCAGGCGCAUCGUCAGCGAGCUAGAUGCUCUUUUGAACGAGCACAACGAGUUGUUGAAAAUAUUCAAAUCACAUAUGCACCAAUUACAAAGCGAUAAUCACGCUAUCGUCAUUAAUCCUGAUAAUACACCAGCUGGAGAGCAUAUUCGUAGAUUGAAUGCAUCCAUUGUUGAUGAUGUUGCUGGAAUCAUGGUUGGCGAUUGUACAGCUGCACGAGAAAUUGUGAUUCGUAGAAGAAAUAAUAAUCUUCAGUUCAUUGCUGACACACAUCGUUCAUAUGACGCUCUCCAAUAUCCGCUAAUAUUCUGGAAGGGACAAGACGGAUAUUGCAUAAACAUAAAACAACGAGAUCCCGUAUCAGGAGCUGAAACAAACAAGAAAGUUAGCUCAAAGGAUUAUUAUGCGUACCGAUUAAUGAUUAGACGUGGCCUGGACAACGUCAUUUUACGAUGUCGUGAGCUUUGUCAACAAUUCAUGGUCGACAUGUACGCGAAGAUAGAAGGCGAACGACUACGAUACUUACGAUAUAAUCAACAAAAGCUGCGCGCGGAAGAGUACAUUCAUUUGCGAGACGCUAUAAACAACAACGCCGACGUCGCCGAAAUUGGUAACCAUGUCAUUUUACCAUCAUCGUACGUAGGCAGUCCACGUCAUAUGCAAGAAUAUAUACAGGAUGCUCUGACUUUCGUGCGCGAAUAUGGACGACCAUGUUUAUUUAUCACGUUCACAUGUAAUCCAAAAUGGCCAGAGAUUACAUCUUUGCUACUGCCUGGCCAAAAUGCAAUACAUCGCCAUGACAUUACAGCACGUGUUCAGACAAAAGUUGAAGUCUUUAAUAAGUUUCAUUACUAA